This is a messenger RNA of Lytechinus pictus (painted urchin), 5868 nucleotides long. RefSeq lists its product as uncharacterized. Bases 37 to 2253 code for a protein of 738 amino acids. Gene Ontology annotation, molecular function: zinc ion binding; ubiquitin protein ligase activity. The record is from RefSeq and is a predicted model, not a curated record. Gene Ontology annotation, biological process: protein monoubiquitination. The transcript has 2 exons. Lineage: Eukaryota; Metazoa; Echinodermata; Echinoidea; Temnopleuroida; Toxopneustidae.
UCGUGUGACCAUUCAUUCUGUGAGAAAUGUUUGGAAAUGGUUCUUAAAUCUCAAAGUGAAAUGAUGGGAUCGCGGCAGUUAAAAUGUCCGAUGUGCCGGAAAACAUCUUCCCUUCCAGAACAGGGUGUGUCCGGCUUUGAAUCAAACUUACUUGUAUGUAAGAUGAUUGAAACACUGAAGGCUAAAAUGAACUCAAGUCAAAAAGGAUGUGACAGUUGUGGAGAUACGGAAUCUUCACUGGUUACCUACUGCAGAGAUUGCUUUCAGUUGAUCUGCCGAUCCUGUUCAGAAUCACACCAAAGGAUGAAACUGAAGUUUCGUAACCAUCGCACUGUUCUUCUCUCGGAUAUCCAAAACGGGAAGGUGAAGUUAGAACUUCUGGAGGACUCUAAGAAGGUCGGCAAAUACAAGUGUGGCAAACAUGACUUCGAGUUGAAGAACUACUUCUGCAAAACUUGCAAAACACGCGUAUGUAGAGACUGUGUUGCCCUUGAACAUAGCACUAAAGGUGGCCAUGACUGCACAACGGUACAGCAAGUGUACACCAGUAUGCAAGAGAAGGUAGGACGUCUUCGGGCCAGAUGUCAGCAGCGAAAAGAAGCGAUUGAAAGGAAUAUUAAUGCGGCUGACGUGAAAGGGAGAGUUAGUGCCGCGAAUAAAUUUCAAGAGAUGCGAGAAAGUGUUGUUGUUGCCAAGCUUGCAGCAACCACGUAUCUAAACGAAGCAGAAGAACAACUGUUGUCAAAAGUAGGAAGGUUUGAAAAGGCAUUCAAAAGAAAUGUCCAGAUCAGCAGAGAGAAUACUACAAAGGAAGUAGAGAAUAUCAGUCGUAUGAUAUCAGAAGCAGAUAAUAUCACAGAAGGAAAUGAAGCACCCGAGUUUAGUGCUUUUCCAGAUGAGCUGAUCGACAAAAUUGAGAAACUCUUAGCCGAGGAAAGCAUAGUGGCUGCUAAAGAUGAAUUCUUAGCACUGGAAGGCACUUCGAUACAGAGUCAUCAUCUUGCAUUGACAAUGAACUCCUAUGCUGAUGUCUUUUUAUCUGGAGUCUGGCAAGUCAAAUCUGCAAUCAAACUGAACCCAAAUUCUUCCCCCGUACGAAUUUUCUGCAAUAAUGACCACAUCAUCCUGCAAACUAAACAAAACCUUUACAAAAGACCGCUUGAUGGGAGAGGUCGCUGGGAUGCCAGACUUCUUAGUGUCCAGAACAACCGAUCUGUAGCAGGGGUAGCUGUUUCGUUUAGAGACCAGGCGGUAUAUUUAUCAUUCCGAGACAAUGUGGACUUAAUGGGAAUACGGAUGGCACGAAUUUCUGAAAUCAAAGGAGAUCAUGGCUGUUUCUCUUCCUUUGAACAGAUGAGAUCAGUUACGCCGCCAUGUUGGUCAGCUGACAAAGAAAUGAUGACGACCGAUUGCUCAGGAAGAAUCAUAAUUGUGGAGAACAACUGUUUGGGGAAAAUGCCACAGGUGUUCCCUUCCACUGCUAAAAUACCUAAACCAUUGCACAGGAUCAACGAAUCAACUUCACGUUUCCGGGGCUCCACCAUACAUCCAACAUCUCCUAACUCUCUGGCCGCCGAGCCAUCACCAGGAGCAACCCCUCUAACCAAAAGCCCGACACUGAGUUUGAAGUCACCUGCUGUACGAAAUCAAGUUGCGGGAGCCCGUAAGAAAACCUCCAAAACUUCACCACCAACAAAUGAGAAGAUACAAAACGCAUGUCUUAACGCAUUUUCAUUGCGAUCUGCAACAGUAAACCGACACAAACCAAAUUUAUCUGGGCUUGGAAACCCAACAAGCGCCAGAAUUCAGAAAGAAAGUGAUAGCUUCCAAGUUCCUUUCGGGGUUGCACGUGUUGCGGUGGCUAAGACCGGUCAGUUGGCGUUUCUUCGAGAGGACAAGAAAGGGGUUGUAAUCACUGAUGAAGACGGGAGAAUCCAGCAUGAAGUCAAGGAACCUUUAGUGAUGUACUUGGCCAUCUCGUGCACGGAGAGUGACGCCCUCUACGUUCUGUCCGCCUCCUGGGGCAGCUGUAGCGUCACACUCACCAAGCAUUCUUUGGAUGAUGGGCGUGUCCUCGAGUUCAUCUUCGAAAAGCUCGAUGGCGUAGAAGUCAAUAAAGGGCAGGUUAUGGCGAAUUACGGCAAUGACCUUGUGGCCGUCAUUAUUGGUAAAGAGAUUCGAAUCUUUAAGAGGAAAGAAUGGACGGUUCUUGAUGACUAUGAUGAUUAUGAGUCUGAUGACAGUGAUCUGUAGGGACUUACAUGACAUUAGGCAAGUAUGUCCAAAGGUACUGUAGAACCGUUAAAGCGAGAAAGCACAAAUUUUAAUCUCAUUUUGUAAAAGGUUUUUACAUAAUAUUUUUACCAUUUUAUGCUUUUGGGGAUUGCUUUGCUUUUUUUUUUCUCCUAUUUUUGUAUCGAUAUAUAUAUAUAUAUAUAUAUAUAUAUAUACUUUUUUAGGGGGGCAGGCACGGCCCCAAGUCCCCAUCUAUACGCCAGUGUUACAAAUAUUGAUACCAGAACAUUGAUUUGAUUUGAUUUGAUUUGAUUUAUUUGAUUUCCACAUUUCAAAACAAAAACAAAGAAUAUACAAGUAUAAUUUCUUUUUUUUCAAUAUUACAUAAUAGGCAAAUAUUUUUUUAAACAUAAUGAAUAAUGCACAUAAAUCAUUAUAAAAUAUCAACUGUACUGUGAAAAUUAUAUCUAUAUAUACAUUUUCUUUAAUUACUGAACAUAUAUAUAUAUAAAUGUGGGAGACCUCCAUCUUAAGCUUGGAGCUUGAAAGUGAUGGAGGCCUCGAAAGGAAAGGGGAAUAUAUCAAAAGUGGAUAGGGAAGAGAAAUUUGAUUGAGAGAAGAUUAAUAACGUUGAUAAAAGUGAAAGUGCAAGUGCAGGUGUGCGAGUGUGCAUGUGCAAGGGGUGGGGGUGGGAUUAUCAGUUGUUUGGGUACACAGAAAGAUUUUAGAAAUUAUAGCUUGACAGCGUAUUUUUUUUCAGAACAGCUUUGAAUGAAUAAAGUGAUGUGCAUAGCUUAAUGUCAUGUGAUAAAUCAUUCCACAAAUCCGCACCGUAAUGUCUAAUUGAUUUGUGUGUUAUUAUUAGUUUUGGAUUUGUUAAAUGAAAGUUUGUGGAGUUUCGUGUUGGAUAAGAAUGGAUGGUGUUGUUCAGGGUGAACAUAUUUUGAAAGGAAGGGGGAAGUAAUCCCUUUUUGUAUUUGAACAUGAAUAUAGCAGCAUGAAAUGUAUUUAUAUCUGAAAUUUUUAAUGUUUUUAAUUUAGAAAAUAAAGGAUUAGAUCUAGCAAGAUAUUGUGAUCCUGUGCAAAUACGGACUGCUCUUUUUUGUAAUAAGAAAAUCGGAUUAAGUUUCGUUUUACCACAAUUACCCCAAACCAUAUUACAAUAUGAUAUGUGAGGAAGCACCAAAACAUUAUAAAGUAAAAAAAAGAGUUUUUUCAGGUAAUAUGUAUUUUAAUUUGGAAAUUAUUCCAACACCUUUGGACACGGAAGUUGUGACUUGGCUUAAAUGAUUAUUCCAGGAUAAAUUUUCAUCAAUAGUUACCCCUAGAAACUUUGAAUGUUGUUUUUGCUGUAGAGAUACGUUAUCAAUAUUUAUCGUUAUUGUAUUGUUAACAGCAUGUGUAUUGUAAUGCUUAAAGUGCAUAAAAUGUGUUUUGUUUAUAUUUAAGGACAAUUUGUUGCAUUUGAACCAAGUAGAUACUUUUCAUAAUUCAACUUUUAAAGUAGAUAUUACAGUUUCUAGUUCUGUGUGAGCAUAAAAAAUAUUAGUAUCAUCUGCAAAGAGGAUAAACGAUAAUAAGGCCGAAGUAUUUGAUAUAUCAUUGACAUAUAAUAGAAAGAGGAGCGGCCCCAAAAUUGACCCCUGAGGCACACCGCAUUCGAUAGUUUUAAAGGUUGAAUCUAUUCCAUUAAAUGUAACAUAUUGUUGUCUGUUUGAUAAAUAAUUUUCUAACCAUCUGUGUGCAUUUCCACGUAUUCCGUAUAAAUGUAGUUUGUGAAGUAAUAUUUUGUGAUUAAGUGUAUCGAAAGCUUUGCUUAGGUCCAAAAAUAUUCCAAUAACAUGUUCUUUAUCAGCCAUCGCUUUAGUAAUUUUGUCGUAAAUAUUUACUAGCGCUAAAUCUGUAGAGUGAUUUUUCCUAAAACCAUAUUGAUUUUGAUUCAAUAAAUUAUGCAAGUUAAAAAAAAUUGUACAAUCGUGUGUAUAUUAUUUUUUCUAAGAUUUUGGAUAUACUACAAAGUAUAGAAAUUGGGCGGUAAUUACUUAUUUCAUGAGGAUCAUCUUUUUUGUAGAUCGGGGUAACUUUUGCAAUUUUGAGUAGGUUCGGACAAACACCUGAUGAUAUAGAUUGAUUAAAAAUAUAAGUUAAAGGAUCAACAAUAGCAUGAAUAAUUUCUUUAAGCAUAGAUGUACUUAUCCUAUCAUGUCCUUGUGACUUACUAGAGUUUAAGGAUUUCGUAAUAUUAAUGAGUUCAGUGGGGUUGGUAGGAUUGAGAAAAAGAGAAUUUUCGAAUGGCGUUGAAAUAAAAUCAGUAAAAUGUGCAUUGUUGCAAUUACCUAUCUUAUUUGCUAGUUGGGGGCCGAUGUUACUAAAAAAAAGAGUUGAAUUGUGAAGCAUAAGUGGAAUUACCUGCGAUUUUAUCACCGUUUAAAGUUAGUCCAUCUUUAGGUAAUUCAGUUGUCUUUUUUCCUAUAAUCUCAUUUAUAACCCGCCAUGUCGCCUUUGAAUUAGCGCUAACUUUAGUUAAUUUGUCUGAGUAAUACAUCUUGCGAGAUAAUCUUAUUAAAUUUGUAAGUUUGUUCCGAUAUUUCCUAUAUUUUUGCACGUUUAUGGGUGAUGGUUUCUUUAAAUGUAAUUUGUAAAGACUGUUUCGAGUAUGUAUUGAUUUUAGAAUCCCUUUUGUGAUCCACGGGUUUUUGGCCUCACGGGAAUUUUGACGCUUCCUCACAAGUGGAAAAUUUUUAUCGUAAAAAUAUUGUAAUUUAUUGUUAAAUUUCUCAUAAGCAAAAUGCACAUUAUUUUCAUUGUGAAUAUCACUCCAAUUUUCUUCAAAAAGGUCCUGUUUGAAAGAUUCAAUUUUUCUGGGAGUUUCUAAUCUAUAGCGGGGAGGUAUUGUUGAUUUAUUUUUAGAUGAAUUGGUUUCGGAUAUCGUGAAUAUUGGCAAAUGGUCUGAUACUUCUGAAUAAAGUAAACCGCCGAUGAUUGUUUCAUUAUGAAUAUUAGAAAAAAUGUUAUCUAUCAAAGUCGCAGAAGCUGCAGUUAUUCUUGUGGGUUUAUUUAUAUGUGAGGAAAAAGCAUGUUAAUGUUUUUACUAUGUGUUAAUAUAUGUUUUCAUUUAUGUUAUCUUUUUUUUGUAAUAUUUAUUGAUUUUGUCUUAUAGUUGUUGGGUCAACGCUCAAUAAGGCUAUCUGCUCUUUUUUGUUGGCCCCUCAUUCUCAUAAAUAUGUUUUUUGUAUGUUGUCACAAUGUUUUACUUAUGUACCUUAUGUAUGUUGUUCAUGUUUUUAUUGAGAGUGUAAAUAAAUUGAAUUGAAUUGAAUUGAAAAAGCAUAAAAAUUAGUUAAUUGAAGAAAUCUUUCGGUAUUAGAAUUAUUUAUAUUCAGAAAAUUUGUAUUAAAAUCACCCAUGAAAUAAAUAUGUUUAUUCUCUGUAGAAAGUUUAUCAAGACAUUGCUCCAGAUUUUGAUAAAAUAUGUCAAAUUCAACAUUGGGAGGUUUGUAUAUUAAGCCAAUAAUAAUAUUUUUACUCUUAGGUAUGUCAAUCUCAAUAAACAAUGUUUCAGUUCGCUCAAAUAUUAUGUCAUUUCGAGUACGGAAUUUCAAAUUGUCGGAAACGUAAAAGGCAACACCACCC